AUCGAUUUAUCGUUCAUCACUAGGCCGGCCGCUUGUUUACGUGUUGCAUUAGAGGAGUGUUGAUUAUUUGGAAUUUCUAUAUUUGUAUUAAUAAUUAGCGUUAAACAUGACAAAUCUACAGCGUUGGCUAUUCUAUGCAACGCUCUUCGCAGUGCCUUACCUGAGCAUUGUAUUGGGAACAGUGCAAACAUCAUUUACAACCAAAUAUUUGCUACACAUUCAACUGCUACCGCUGGUGCUGCUAGUUCUUUUUGGUAUAUAUUCCGCAUGGAUUGUGCUGUAUCGCACUUUCACAUUUAACGACUGUCCCUCAGCUGCAAAGGAAUUGCAGCUGGAGAUAUUGGAGGCGCGUAAAGAUUUGAUUGCAAAGGGAUUCAAGUUUCGCGAUUGAUGCCACAGAGAAUGUUUUUAAUUAAACUGACAUCUGCAUGUACAUACAU
Drosophila arizonae is the source of this 440-nucleotide messenger RNA. RefSeq names its product Dolichyl-phosphate mannosyltransferase subunit 3 (gene Dpm3). The record is from RefSeq and is a predicted model, not a curated record. Gene Ontology annotation, cellular component: endoplasmic reticulum membrane; dolichol-phosphate-mannose synthase complex. Gene Ontology annotation, biological process: GPI anchor biosynthetic process. NCBI's taxonomy places the organism in Eukaryota, Metazoa, Arthropoda, Insecta, Diptera, Drosophilidae.